Messenger RNA from Scutellospora calospora, 231 nucleotides. NCBI's taxonomy places the organism in Eukaryota, Fungi, Glomeromycota, Glomeromycetes, Diversisporales, Gigasporaceae. The record is from the annotation of a GenBank genome assembly.
ACAUGUUAAACAAUGAUAUUGAUGAUUUCCUUGGUGAUUAUACUUCCGAAAAUUCCGUCAUAAAUCAAACAACUUUUUCUACUGAAGCUUCACAUGAAGACCUUAACUCAAUACACCAAGAUUAUAUUCCAAAACAUUAUCAAAUAUCAUCUAAUAAUAUUGACUUUAAAGAAUUAGAUAUUAUAAAAGAUGAACGACAACAAUUAAUCGAAGAAAAUCUUGGUUUACAUG